CCCCGCGCUCAUUCUAUAAGCGGCAGCGCCGAGUGCGGAUCUCCGGCCCAGAGACAUGAAGCAGUGUAACGGAGCCGAGCCCCCGGUGCCGCCCGGCCUGCACCGGCCCCCGGAGGCCGCGUCCUGCUGCGCCAAAACCCGCCGCUUCCUCAGCGGGAACGCGCUGGUGCUGCUGACCGUGGCCGGGGUGCUGCUCGGCGCGGCGCUGGGGAUGGCGGUGCGGCCGCUCGGGCUGGACGCGGCGCAGGUGGCCCGCUUCUCCUUCCCCGGGGAGCUGCUGCUGCGGCUGCUGAAGAUGAUCAUCCUGCCGCUGGUGGUGUGCAGCCUGGUGUCCGGGGCCGCCUCCCUGCAGCCCUCCGCCCUGGGGAAGCUCGGCGGCUGGGCGCUGCUCUUCUUCCUGGUCACCACGCUGCUCGCCUCGGCGCUCGGGGUCUGCCUGGCGCUGCUCAUCCGGCCCGGGGACGGCGCGCUGGGGGGCACGAAGGGGGCUGGCAUCCCGGAGAGCAAGGAGGUGGUGGACUCCUUCCUGGACCUGGUCCGAAACAUCUUCCCUUCCAACUUGGUGUCGGCCGCUUUCCAGUCGUACACCACCUACUACAGGACGGAGGUCGUCAAUGGUUCCCGUGAUGACGUCAACGUGUCUGCAGAGGUGAACAGGACGCUCAUUAAGGUGCCCUAUGGGCAUGAGGUGGAGGGCAUGAACAUCCUGGGCCUGGUGGUCUUCGCCAUAGUCUUCGGCGUGGCGCUGCGCAAACUGGGGGAGGAAGGUGAGAUCCUCAUCAAGUUCUUCAACUCCUUCAAUGAGGCGACCAUGGUGCUGGUGACAUGGAUCAUGUGGUACGCGCCGCUCGGUAUCAUGUUCCUGGUGGCCGGAAAGAUCGUGGAGAUGGAGGACGUGGUGCAGCUCUUCACCAGCCUCGGCAAGUACAUCUGCUGCUGCCUGGUGGGACACGCCAUCCACGGCCUCAUCGUCCUGCCCCUCAUAUACUUCACCUUCACCCGCAAGAACCCCUACCGAUUCUUGUGGGGCAUCAUCAGUGCUCUGGCCACAGCGUUCGGGACCUCAUCCAGUUCGGCCACCCUCCCGCUGAUGAUGAAAUGUGUGGAGGAGAAGAACGGUGUUUCCAAGCAGAUCAGCAGAUUCAUCCUUCCCAUUGGCGCCACAGUGAACAUGGACGGAGCGGCGUUGUUCCAGUGUGUGGCGGCCGUCUUCAUUGCGCAGCUGAACAACCACCCCCUGAACUUCAUCCAGAUCAUCACCAUCCUGGUCACAGCCACCGCGUCCAGUGUGGGCGCUGCAGGCAUCCCGGCGGGCGGCGUGCUGACACUGGCCAUCAUUCUGGAGGCGGUCGGUCUCCCCACCAAUGACAUCUCCCUCAUUCUGGCUGUGGACUGGUUGGUUGACCGAACCUGUACGAUACUGAAUGUCGAGGGCGACGCCUUUGGUGCCGGCCUGCUCCAGGUGUACAGCGACCGGACGUCGAAGCCCAGUGCGGACAAUGUGGAUCUGACCGCGGUGCGAGUGGUGACGGAGGAUCAGCCGGAGGGUGACCCCCUCCUGAAGAAGGAUGUGUGCGUGCCGGUGGACGGCUGCAGCCCCUCCGAUAAGGAGUCGACCAUGUGAGGCCGGGGCGCGGACUUGUUUAGGUCACUUUUAUUUUUUUAUAUAAUUAUUUUUUUUACUUGGAUUCUUAACUUAUGUGCUGCAUCUUCAGGGCGCUCAGGUGCCUCCUCCAAUCAGGACCCGGUGCCGAUCGCGGUGUUGGAAUGGUCUCCCGAGGCUCCGCCCUCUUUUAUACGUCCGCGGGUGGCUCCUUUUGUCUGUAAUUUUAUUUUGGGAUAUUUAAGGUUUGUUCUAUUUUUGGACCAAUUUGACUUUGUGCGGGUUCACAAACAGCCGGUGACCCCCCUGCUCUUGGGGACGUGGACUCCUCGUGGUGAUGCCCCGGGGGCCAGAUCUGGGUCAUAGGUCGCUGCUGAUCCGUGACUGCACUACACGCGUGUGCACUAACUCUGUUACAGGUGGAGCCCUGGACCCAAACAUGAGUGAAUGGCUAAGAGAAUGAUGGGUGUAGUGGUCAAUGAUGGGUGUAGUGGUCAAUGAUGGGAGUGUAGUGAAGUAAAGACAAAGAAGAAGCUGCUGAUGUGUGGUGUCUUCAUUGUGGAACUGCUGCCGGUGCAGUGGUGACCAGGGGUGUGCGCUAGAGUCCAAAAGAUCUGUCCCCUAAAUGUACAGCACUACGGCGCCACAUCCUCUCCUCUGAUCUAGACCGCCAUGAUGACAGAUGCCGCCAUCAUCUCCCCCUGCUGCUGCCCCCAAGUAUUACACUGAAGAAAUCAGCGCCAUACAGAGCGUUCCCCCAAUCAGAAAGCUGCCCUCAUAGCCCCCCAGUAGUAGAGGAUUGUGCCCUGGGCCUGUAGCGACAAUUACUCCCAUCAUCCCCAGGCGCUUACAGUCCAACCUCUCCCAUUCUGCACAGUCCAUAAUGAAAUCUGAAUGUGGUUUUAUAAUUGGGGUGACCGCAGCGCAGACUCUGCCCCCUGCUGAUUAUUAGUGGUUAGGCUCAGCAGUGUCACUGGUGUUUAGCGCUGCUCACCGCCCAUGCUUUACACUGCAGCUCUGUCUAAACACAGGCUCAGCAGGAACGUGGUCCAGGUGGAGAGGAUUGUAUUACAGCAAGCGGAGGAUCAGACACCGACGGCCGCAGCCUCAAGACUUCAGUUUGGGGCAGAAGUUGUAAUGGGCUGAUGAAUGUGCGCUGUUGUUUCAGUUCCCCUUUACUUUCAGGAUCCCUGCUUCCUGUCAGUUAAUGGGAACACACUUAUUCAUAUCCAGAAGCUGAAAGCCCAGCCUGCCUUCCCACAGCUGAGGGUUUGUUAUAAUAGCAUGCAAUCUGGAGCCUCCACCAGGCUGAUACAUUGUAACAAACAGGUCAGUAGAGCGCUUCAUUGUCUGCACAGAUACAUUGUCGGUACCGGUGGGAGGAGCCUCGCCGGUGUCAUUACCGAUGCUCUGGGGGCUUGUCUGGUAUCUAUGUACAAUCAGGGCAGAGCUGACAUAUGUCUGCAGGGAGGCAUGCUGGGUGUGGUGUCUCGUGCCUCCACUUACAAAACCAGCUCCAACCGCUCCCUGCAUUUCUUAGCUUCAUUCUCAAGGUCAGUGAUGCCUCAUACAGUAGAUAAGACCGUGCUGCCUCCUGGUGGAGAGACUGUGUACUGCAUGUGACCCUGUAUACACGUCAUCCUACUACAUCUGCCCCCUCCACACUACAUACCUAUCAUUCACACUAUACACCUCCAUACCUAUCAUCCACAGAGUACAUCUCAUCCUACUACACCUCCAUACUACAUACCUAUCUUCUGCAGUGUACACAUCAUCCUACUACACCUGCACCCUCCACACUACAUACCCAUCAUCCACAGUGUACACAGCUGGAUAUCCCGGUGAGUUUGUGGGGGCAGUUGAGAUGCUGCAGCUGCCGACAGAGGAGUCUGGAGUACACAAAGGAGACAGGGGAGUCUGGCGGAGGGCAGAGAGGUCUGGAGUACGUAGAGGGGAGUCUGGCGGAGGGCAGAGAGGUCUGGAGUACGUACAGGGGAGUCUGGCGGAGGGCAGAGAGGUCUGGAGUACGUAGAGGGGAGUCUGGAGGCUAGAGAGGACUAGAGGGGUCUGAAAUACAUAGAGGAGACAGGGGAGUCUAAAGGGCAGAGAGGUCUGAAAGACAGAGGGGACAGGGGAGUCUGAAGGAGACAUGGGUCUCCACGAAGACAGAGUAGUCUGAAAGACAACAGAGAGGUCUGGAGGAGGGCAGAAAUGUCUUGUAGACAUAGAGAGGACAGGGGAGUCGAGGAUGGAAGUGAGGUCUGGAGGACAUAGAGGGAUCUAAAGAGGACAGGGGAGUCUGGAGGGGACAAAGGGGUCUCAAGGAGGACGGGGGUCUGGAAGAGAACAGAAAUCUGGAGGUAAACAGAUGGGUCAGGAGGACAUAGAGGGAUCUAAAGAGGACAGGGGAGUCUGGAGGGGACAAAGGGGUCUCAAGGAGGACGGGGGUCUGGAAGAGAACAGAAAUCUGGAGGUAAACAGAUGGGUCAGGAGGACAUAGAGUGAUCUAGAGAGGAUAGGGGAGUCUGGAGGGGAUAAAGGGGUCUCAAGGAGGACAGGGGAUUCUGGAAGAAAAAAAGGAUCUGGAGCAGGACAGAGGAAUCUGGAGAGAGACAGAGAGGUCUGGAAGACAUAGAGGGGACAGGAGAGUCUGGAGGACAUAGAGGGGAUAGGGACACCUGGAAGAGGAAAUAGAGGGGACAGGGGAGUCUGGUGGAGGGCAGAGAGGUCUGGAGGACAUAGAGGAGACAGAAGAGUCUGGAGAAGGGCAGAGGGAUCUAGAGACAAUAGGGGAGUCUGGAGGGGACAAAGGCGUCUCAAGGAAGACAGAGGAGUCUGACAAAAAAAAAAAA
Messenger RNA from Bufo bufo (common toad), 4455 nucleotides. RefSeq names its product solute carrier family 1 member 5 (gene SLC1A5). The coding region runs from base 56 to 1624 and encodes 522 amino acids. Gene Ontology annotation, biological process: L-aspartate import across plasma membrane. Gene Ontology annotation, molecular function: neutral L-amino acid transmembrane transporter activity; L-aspartate transmembrane transporter activity; symporter activity. The transcript has 8 exons. Gene Ontology annotation, cellular component: plasma membrane. NCBI's taxonomy places the organism in Eukaryota, Metazoa, Chordata, Amphibia, Anura, Bufonidae. The record is from RefSeq and is a predicted model, not a curated record.